AUGUCUUCAACCUUGGAAAUUGAGGCCAGAGAUGUGAUCAAGAUUGUACUUCAAUUCUGCAAAGAGAACUCGCUGCAUCAAACUUUCCAAACACUGCAAAACGAGUGCCAGGUUUCUCUAAAUACUGUAGACAGCCUUGAAACAUUCGUUGCUGAUAUUAAUAGUGGAAGGUGGGAUGCAAUUUUACCUCAACUCGCGCAACUCAAGCUUCCUCGAAAGAAAUUAGAAGACCUGUAUGAGCAGAUUGUUUUGGAAAUGAUUGAACUUCGGGAGAUUGACACAGCACGCGCAAUAUUAAGACAAACCCAGGUGAUGGGUGUCAUGAAACAGGAGCAACCAGAGCGGUAUUUACGACUUGAGCAUCUACUCGUUCGGACUUACUUUGACCCGAAUGAGGUGUACCAAGACUCAACAAAAGAAAGGAGACGUGCUCAAAUUGCGCAAGCUGUUGCAGCUGAAGUUUCGGUGGUUCCACCUUCACGAUUAAUGGCUUUGAUCGGUCAAGCUCUGAAGUGGCAGCAGCAUCAAGGUUUAUUACCACCUGGAACACAAUUCGAUUUGUUCAGAGGAACGGCAGCCAUGAAACAAGACGUAGAAGAUAUGUACCCAACAAAUCUGGGACACACUAUUAAGUUUGGGAAGAACAGUCAUCCUGAAUGUGCUCGGUUUUCUCCAGAUGGGCAAUUCCUUGUUUCUUGUUCAGUUGAUGGAUUUGUCGAGGUGUGGGAUCAUAUAAGUGGAAAAUUAAAGAAGGAUCUGCAAUACCAGGCUGAUGAAACAUUUAUGAUGCAUGAUGAGGCUGUUCUCUGUGUUGACUUUAGUCGAGACUCUGAGAUGCUUGCUUCUGGAUCACAGGAUGGGAAAAUAAAGGUUUGGCGUAUUAGAACGGGUCAGUGUCUGCGCCGUCUUGAACGUGCUCAUUCUGAAGGUGUCACUAGUGUCAGCUUCUCUCGAGAUGGGACUCAGUUGUUAAGUACAUCAUUUGACAGCACUGCAAGAAUUCAUGGCUUGAAGUCAGGUAAGAUGCUGAAGGAAUUUCGUGGCCAUACAUCUUAUGUUAAUGAUGCCAUCUUUACUGCUGAUGGCACACGAGUCAUAACUGCAUCUAGUGAUUGCACGGUGAAAGUUUGGGAUCUGAAGAGUACAGAUUGUGUGCAGACGAUCAAACCUCCACCUCCUUUGAGGGGAGGUGAUGCAUCUGUUAAUUCUGUUCAUCUUUUCCCUAAAAAUGCCGAUCAUAUAGUAGUUUGCAACAAGACUUCGUCUAUAUACAUAAUGACCCUCCAAGGGCAGGUUGUGAAAAGUUUCUCAUCCGGUAAGAGAGAAGGUGGAGAUUUUAUGGCAGCUUGUGUUUCACCAAAAGGGGAAUGGAUCUACUGCGUCGGCGAGGACAGAAAUUUGUAUUGCUUCAGUUAUCAGUCUGGCAAGCUUGAGCAUUUAAUGAAGGUACACGAGAAGGAUGUGAUUGGACUCGCUCACCAUCCCCAUAUAAACCUCGUCGCCACUUAUGGCGAAGACUGCUCACUGAAAUUAUGGAAGCCUUAA
Molecule: messenger RNA, 1545 nt
Organism: Striga hermonthica
Lineage: Eukaryota; Viridiplantae; Streptophyta; Magnoliopsida; Lamiales; Orobanchaceae
Source: the annotation of a GenBank genome assembly